AUGGCGAGCGAUACCACAUACCUCCGCGAGGAGGCCAUUGAUGAUUCGGACGUCGUGGAUGAAAGCUUCCACGCCGGUUCCGUUCAUCACCGUCUCCGUGCCAAUUCCACUAUUAUGCACUUCCAAAAGAUUUUGGUAGCUAACCGAGGCGAAAUUCCUAUUCGUAUCUUCCGUACCGCACACGAACUUUCUCUUCAGACCGUCGCUGUCUACUCAUGGGAGGACCGUCUCUCAAUGCACCGUCAGAAAGCUGACGAGGCCUACAUCAUUGGCACGCGAGGCCAGUACACCCCCGUUGGUGCUUACCUUGCUGGCGAUGAGAUCAUCAAGAUUGCUCUCGAGCACGGUGUUCAGUUGAUCCACCCUGGUUACGGUUUCCUGUCUGAGAACGCCGAAUUCGCGCGAAAUGUUGAGAAGGCCGGCCUUGUCUUCGUUGGGCCUACCCCCGAAACCAUCGAUGCCCUCGGUGACAAGGUCUCUGCUCGUAAGCUUGCCAUCAAGUGCAACGUUCCCGUUGUGCCUGGUACCCCAGGCCCUGUCGAGAAGUUUGAAGAUGCCAAAGCUUUUACCGACGAAUACGGCUUCCCUAUCAUCAUUAAGGCUGCCUUUGGAGGUGGUGGUCGUGGUAUGCGUGUCGUCCGUGAGCAGGAAUCACUAAAGGAUGCAUUCGAUCGUGCCACAUCUGAGGCCCGCUCUGCCUUUGGCAACGGUACCGUCUUCAUUGAGCGUUUCCUCGACAAGCCUAAACACAUCGAAGUCCAAUUGCUUGGAGACAACCAAGGAAACGUUGUUCACCUGUACGAGCGUGACUGCUCUGUUCAACGUCGUCACCAGAAGGUCGUUGAGUUGGCACCUGCUAAGGAUUUACCUGUGGAGGUGCGCGAUAAGAUUCUCGCCGAUGCUGUCACACUUGCGAAGUCUGUCAACUAUCGCAAUGCCGGUACAGCAGAGUUCUUGGUUGACCAACAGAACCGCUACUACUUCAUUGAAAUCAAUCCUCGUAUCCAAGUCGAGCACACAAUCACCGAAGAAAUUACUGGCAUCGAUAUUGUUGCUGCCCAAAUUCAGAUUGCCGCUGGUGCUACACUUGAGCAACUUGGUUUGACCCAAGACCGUAUCUCUACUCGCGGUUUCGCCAUUCAAUGUCGUAUCACCACUGAGGACCCCUCCAAGGCAUUCUCUCCUGACAUUGGAAAGAUCGAGGUUUACCGAUCUGCUGGUGGUAACGGUGUCCGUCUCGACGGUGGUAACGGUUUCGCUGGAGCUAUCAUUACGCCUCACUACGACUCCAUGUUGGUCAAGUGUACUUGCCUGGGUUCGACUUACGAAAUUGCUCGUCGUAAGAUGAUUCGAGCUCUCAUCGAGUUCCGUAUCCGCGGUGUGAAGACCAACAUUCCUUUCUUGACCUCACUUCUUUCUCACCCUACCUUCAUCGAUGGCACUUGCUGGACAACUUUCAUCGACGAUACCCCUGAACUCUUUUCCCUUAUUGGUGGCCAGAACCGUGCCCAGAAGCUGUUGGCAUAUCUCGGUGACGUUGCUGUCAACGGAAGCAGCAUCAAGGGACAGAUUGGUGAACCCAAACUCAAGGGUGACAUCAUCAAGCCGGUCUUGGUUGACGAUGCUGGCAAGCCUCUCGAUAUCUCCUCACCUGCCACUUAUGGCUGGAAGCAGAUCUUGGACCAGCAAGGCCCAGCCGCUUUCGCCAAAGCUAUCCGCGCCAACAAGGGUUGUCUCAUUAUGGACACCACUUGGCGAGAUGCUCAUCAGUCUUUGCUCGCUACCCGAGUGCGUACUGUUGAUUUCUUGAACAUUGCUCGUGAGACCAGCUAUGCUCUCAGCAAUGCCUAUAGUUUGGAGUGCUGGGGCGGUGCCACUUUCGACGUCGCCAUGCGCUUCCUCUACGAAGACCCUUGGGACCGUCUGCGCAAGUUGCGCAAGGCUGUUCCUAACAUUCCUUUCCAGAUGCUCCUACGUGGUGCCAAUGGUGUCGCCUAUUCUUCUCUCCCCGACAAUGCCAUUUACCACUUCUGUAAACACGCCAAGAAGAACGGUGUCGAUAUUUUCCGUGUCUUUGACGCUUUGAACGACAUUGACCAACUCGAGGUUGGUAUCAAGGCCGUCCAGGCUGCCGGUGGUGUUGUUGAGGCUACUGUCUGUUACUCUGGAGAUAUGCUCAACCCCCACAAGAAGUACAACCUCGAGUACUACCUUAACUUGGUCGACAAGAUCGUGGCUUUGGGAACUCAUGUCUUGGGUAUCAAGGAUAUGGCCGGUGUCCUCAAGCCUCAGGCUGCUACUCUCCUGAUUGGCUCCAUCCGCAAGAAGUACCCUGACCUUCCUAUUCAUGUUCACACUCACGACUCUGCCGGAACUGGUGUUACAUCCAUGGUUGCCUGCGCCCAGGCUGGUGCUGAUGCCGUUGACGCAGCUACUGACAGCAUGUCUGGUAUGACUUCCCAGCCCAGCAUUGGUGCUAUUUUAGCAUCGCUAGAAGGAACUGAAUGGGACCCCAAGCUCAACAUCCGCCAUGUCCGUGCUAUCGAUGGAUACUGGCAACAGUUGCGUCUUCUUUACUCUCCAUUCGAGGCUGGCUUGACUGGUCCUGACCCAGAGGUCUACGAACACGAAAUCCCCGGUGGUCAGCUCACCAACCUUCUCUUCCAGGCCACUCAGCUCGGUCUCGGAACACAGUGGGCAGAAACUAAGAAAGCUUACGAGGCUGCCAACGACCUUCUCGGAGACAUCGUCAAGGUCACCCCUACCUCCAAGGUGGUUGGUGACUUGGCUCAAUUCAUGGUGUCCAACAAGCUCUCUGCCCAGGAUGUCGUUGACCGGGCUGAACAUCUCGAUUUCCCCGGAUCAGUCUUGGAGUUCCUCGAGGGCCUCAUGGGUCAACCUUAUGGUGGAUUCCCUGAGCCUUUACGUUCCAGGGCUUUGCGCAACCGCCGCAAGCUUGACAAGCGCCCUGGUCUGUACCUUGAGCCUCUUGACCUUGUUAAGAUCAAGAACGAGAUCAAGGAGAAGUUCGGUACUGCCACCGAGACUGAUGUUGCUAGUUACGCCAUGUACCCCAAGGUCUUCGAAGCCUACCGCAAGUUCAUUCAGAAGUAUGGUGACUUGUCAGUUCUGCCAACACGAUACUUCCUUGCCAGGCCUGAAAUUGGCGAAGAGUUCCACGUUGAGCUCGAGCAGGGUAAGGUGCUUAUCUUGAAGUUGCUCGCCAUCGGACCCCUUUCCGAGCAGACUGGCCAGCGUGAGGUCUUUUACGAGAUGAACGGUGAAGUUCGUCAAGUCACUGUUGACGACAACAAGGCAGCUGUUGAUAACACAGCCCGUGUCAAGGCUGACCCUAACGACAGCAGCCAAGUUGGAGCUCCAAUGAGCGGUGUUGUUGUUGAACUUCGUGUCCACGACGGUUCGGAAGUCAAGAAGGGCGAUCCUAUUGCUGUUCUCAGCGCUAUGAAGAUGGAAAUGGUUAUCUCUGCGCCUCACCACGGCAAGGUCGCAGGCCUUGCAGUCAAGGAGGGCGAUUCCGUCGAUGGCCAGGAUCUUGUGUGCAAGAUUUCCAAGUAA
Talaromyces marneffei is the source of this 3576-nucleotide messenger RNA. RefSeq lists its product as uncharacterized. Lineage: Eukaryota; Fungi; Ascomycota; Eurotiomycetes; Eurotiales; Trichocomaceae. Gene Ontology annotation, molecular function: metal ion binding; pyruvate carboxylase activity; ATP binding. Gene Ontology annotation, cellular component: cytoplasm. The record is from RefSeq and is a predicted model, not a curated record. Bases 1 to 3576 code for a protein of 1191 amino acids. Gene Ontology annotation, biological process: gluconeogenesis; pyruvate metabolic process. The transcript is spliced from 3 exons.